Messenger RNA from Macadamia integrifolia, 570 nucleotides. RefSeq lists its product as uncharacterized. NCBI's taxonomy places the organism in Eukaryota, Viridiplantae, Streptophyta, Magnoliopsida, Proteales, Proteaceae. Gene Ontology annotation, biological process: cell fate determination. The coding region runs from base 94 to 468 and encodes 124 amino acids. The record is from RefSeq and is a predicted model, not a curated record. The transcript is spliced from 2 exons.
CUCUGAGAUAUAGAUACCCUUUCUCACUCUAUAAAAUAAGAUGAGUUGAAACUUUCUUGAAACACUUCUUUUGUUAUCAUAUUAGAGCUGAAAAUGCCAAGCCAAACAUAUCUGAAGCUUGUCAUUGGAGUUCUGCUUGCAUUAGCCACUCUCCACAAUGGGUGGGGCUUGAAGUGCAGUAGCAACAGUCCUACAGUGACACAAACUCAGGUAGGGUUUGGGAACCCUCCCAAAUUCAUGGUGGAAGUCCAGAACAGCUGCCCCAUUUGUCCAGCCAUCGAUGUUCACGUAAAAUGUGGAAGCUUUAACCAGGCUCUAGUCAAUCCAAGGCUGUUCAAAGUAUUGGGAUACAAUAACUGUGUUGUUAAUGGUGGGUUGCCAUUGGCUCCCCUGGCUAAAAUUUCCUUCAACUAUUCUCAUCCCAAGUUCAUCUUAUCCCCUAGUUCUUGGUACUUCCAGUGUGAGUGAAACUUAAGUGACCAUCUUACCAAUAUGGUUGGUUUUCUCACGGUCCCAUCCCCAUUUGAUUCUCUGUUCUCUUAUGAUAAUACUAAAUCAACUUCAAAAAUA